This is a messenger RNA of Trichoderma atroviride IMI 206040, 627 nucleotides long. RefSeq lists its product as uncharacterized. Gene Ontology annotation, biological process: endoplasmic reticulum to Golgi vesicle-mediated transport. Gene Ontology annotation, cellular component: endoplasmic reticulum membrane. NCBI's taxonomy places the organism in Eukaryota, Fungi, Ascomycota, Sordariomycetes, Hypocreales, Hypocreaceae. The record is from RefSeq and is a predicted model, not a curated record.
AUGAGCUCCUACAUUGAUUGGUCCAAGACCACAAAGUCCAAGGACUACCGCGGAGCAUCGUCCUUUGCGACUUUUCUCAUCAUUGGCCCGACAUGCUUCUUCCUGGGCAUCCUCUUCGCGUCGUUCCCGUACGAUUUUCCCCUCCUCUGGACCAAAGAGCCCGUCGCCCUCGACUACUAUGAUCAGCUCGAGACGCACCUCAAGUUCAUUCACCAGUCGCCCCCGCUCAUCGGCCGCCUCCUCAACAUCAUCAUGAGCGUGGGCUUCCUCGGCCUCUUCAUCAAGCUCUUCCGCCCCAGCGAGGCAAACUUCCUCUUCGACGGCGCCUCGCUGAUCCUCUACAUCAUCGGCGUGGCCGUUUACAUCUCCAACAUUGUCAAGGGCCUGCGCACCGUCAGCUCCGGCUUCUGGCACUCUGAAGAGUUCAAGACUGCCGAGGGCCGGUUCGACGGGGAGAUUGUCUUGGGCAGAGAGGACAGCUUAAAGGUGCUUGCGGCAAGCAACACUAUUCUUGCGCUCGUAUUGGUGGGCAUUCUGGUGCUGCAGGCGGGGCAGUGGUAUGCCGAGAAGAGGGAUUGGGAUGACGAGAAGGAGGUGGCGAAGAAGGACAAUAAGAAGAAACAGUAA